UUCAGCGUUGUGCGGCUGUGCGCUCUCACUGCGUAAAAGUCUUCGGACCGUCUGUUACCACGAGCUGUCGACUUCAAAUGGAUUAUGAAACUAAGGUUUUCCCUCACACCGGCGGCUAUGGGCGCUAUAACCGAAUCGUGGUCGUGUUCAGCUGGUUCCCCAGUUUCGCCGUCACGCUCAAUCUGUUCAGCGACGUGUUUUACACACUCAUCCCGGACUCGUACCACUGCAAGCCAGACCCGACGCUGCUGCCCUCCGCGUUCCUCCUCAGCAACUUCUCCACACAAGGGUACCUCAACCUCACCAUCCCCUGGGUGAACGGCUCCGGUCGGAGCCACUGUGAACUUUAUAAGUACCCCCCCAACUCCUCGGACCUUUCCGAAAACGCGCCCAGAGAGAGGGUGCCCUGCACCACAGGGUGGGAAUACUCUCGUGUAGCGGGCCUCCAGAGCAACUUUGUCACUGAGUGGAACCUGGUCUGCAGUGACUACUGGAAAAUCCCCGUGCAGCAUAUCUGCUUCAUGACUGGAUGGAUUCUGGGAUACAUAUUUCUAGGCACCCUGUGUGACUGGUUGGGUCGUCGGCGAGGUUUCCUCCUGUCCGUUAGUCUGUCCAGUCUGUUGGGUGUAGCUCUGUGUUUGUCCAGGAGUGUGGUGGUGUUUCUGCUGUUGCGUCUGUCUCAAGGCGCCUCACUCGCUGGGCUGUUUGUGUCCUCCUACAUCGCCCGGUUGGAGCUGUGCGACCCUCCCCAUCGUCUGAUGGUUGCUAUGGUCAGUGGUUUCUUCGGCGUGCUGGCAGAACUGCUGUUGCCAGGCAUUGCGGUUCUGUCCCACGAUUGGCCCGUCCUCCAGGCGGUGGCCACUUUGCCUUUAGUCCUUCUGCUGUCCUAUUGGUGCUGUGCGUCGGUAUUUCCAGAGUCUCCUCGCUGGCUGCUGGCCACAGUUCAGAUUCCUCAAGCGAAGAGGAGCCUUCAGGAAUUCUCUAAAAGAAAUGGUGUUUUUCUACAAGACGACCUCUACCCUGGCGAAACCCUGCUGUCAGAGAUUGAUUCAGUGUACGGCGAGGACAGUCAGCCACGAUACCACUCUGCUCUGGAGCUGCGUCGGACUCGCGUCAUCUGGAAGAACGGCCUCAUACUCGGCUUCACCUUAUUCAUUGGAACAGGCAUCCAGUACUGCUUCACCAAAAACCUGCACACUUUUUCCAACAAGUUCUACUUCAGCUACUUCCUCCGGGUGGUAACUGGAGCACUCGCCUGCAUCUUCCUGUGUUUGUCCAUCAAUCACUUUGGCCGACGUGGCAUGCUUCUCCUCUCUGCCAUCAUCACUGGACUGUCUUCACUCCUGCUGCUGGCCCUUACACCAUACCUGCAGGGUGGCCUGGUGCUGGUGCUCUCCGUUGUGGGUUUGUUAUUCUCUCAGGCUCUCGCCAUGCUCAGUGCAUUCUUCACCUGUGAGGUGAUGCCAACUGUAGUUCGAGGUGGCUGCCUUGGCCUGGUGCUGGCAUUGGGUUGCGUUGGCAGGGCCGCCUCCUCCCUGAUGGAGCUCCAGAACAAUGGUGGCUAUUUCCUCCAUCAUGUUGUCUUCGCCUCCUUUGCUGUCCUCUCCGUCCUCUGCAUAAUGCUCCUACCUGAAAGCAAACGGAAACCGCUCCCAGAUUCCAUGAAGGACGGCGAGAACCAGAGGCGACCACCCCUCUUCCUGUCGCAGCCCACCAGAGACAGCCUCCCUCUACUGCACACGCGUGCCCCUUUGUCGGAGUACAACCCAGAUAACUACUCCCGCCUGGUGUCCGCCACCAGGAAGAUGUUGACUAAAGACUCUUUGCCUUACAGGAUUGCUGUUCCUGCUCAUCCCCCUCUGCUGUCAAACAAUGAAACACAGGAUCCAGAAACUCUGAGAGAUGUUGUGUCUUAAAUUUAACCCUUCUCCUCCUCUUUACACUCUAGCUUGAGGGGAUGAGCCGAAAUGUUACCUCUGACAGGCUAUGAUAAGCCUUCAGUGGAAGGGUCGGUGACUAGCUCUUCAUAACUCAUCUGGAGAGCUGGAUGCACUUUAGAGAAAUGGCUCCAACUUUGUCAGUUUUCAUCAAUAUUUCCAUCUGGUCUCUUUACAUUUUGUUACUAUGCAGUGGCGUCUUCACGCAUGGAUCCAGUCCACCGCUGCGAGACGAUGGCCUCCUUUUGCUGUAUUUUGUCAGCCUUUUCUGAGAUGUAGGAAUAUGUUGGUACAUUCCCAGUGCAGCUGGGGUCACACUGCUCAUGUCUGUGGUAGGCAUUCAAAGCAAACUGGCACACUCCAGUGUUACCAGAGGAGCUCUCUGUCAUGUAAAGCCCUUUGUGUGCAUUUCUCAGUAACACAGGAGUUCUUCAUUAAGUCUGUCUGCCUGACUCACCAGCAGAUAGCAGUGCUGAGUGGGCUACAGAUCACCAGAGCACACAAGACUAUUCUUGUGAAGCACAGCAGGGGGCGCUGAAUGAUGUAAUGAAAAAUGAUAAAUUAUAGUUUGGGUUUUUUUUUGUGUUCUUUUUGUUUCCUGUGCAACUAACAAGCCUCAUUUGUCCCUUUGCUGAUGUUAGGAUGUGAUCAGUGUGGAUAAACACAACCAUUACUUUACCAUUACGUUUUUCUGUCUUCAUGCUCCCUCUAUAAACCACAUCUAUUACCAACUAUUGCAUUAAAAACUGUUCUGUUGUUUUCUACUUAAAAACUGGAAGUGGCUAAAUUUCAAGAUGCACUAACCACAGCAGCUGCUGAGCAAAAGCGCGUCUGUGUCUGGAGUGCUUCAGCUGAAACGCAACAACCUUGUGGGAACCAGUAGAGAUAUAUAUAUAUAUUUACAUUUUUCUUUUCUUUUUAAAAACGGUUUGUUUAAUGUUCUUUUAUGUUUACUAGUGUGGAUGUUAUACGUGUUUAAAGCCUUUAGUUUUAACUGUGAAAUGAGAUCAUGUCUUCAGCCGUCAGUGUCGUUGUGUGAUAGUUUACUGUUUGUGAAUACAUAACUUUACCUUCAGUGAGCAAACAAAGGUGCUUGUGUUGGAACUACAGUUGGUGAUGUAAGCUUUUAAAACCUAACGUUUUAUUGUUUCAUUGUAAAGUAAAAUGUGCAAAAGCUGAGUGUUAACUUUUUAAGGAAAAUAAUCUAAAUCAUUAUUUAUUUUUAUUUUUUUUACUUCUCUGUAAACCAAACUCAAAUCCACAAAACUUGUUUUAAAAAUGUUCAGUGAUGGUGUUUCUCUCUGUGAACACUAGAUGGCCCUGUUCACUUUACAAAACAAAGAAAUGUACUGCUUGGAGUGAAAAUGUUCAGGUGUGCGUACUCAGAUUAUAGUUGUGACUUCAUUAUUCAACCAGGAAAAAACCCUGUUUACAGUCCUGCCCAUAAAAAGGCGCCUUUAGUACUUUUUUUUUUUUUUUUUUUUUUUUUUUUAAAUG
Pelmatolapia mariae (spotted tilapia) is the source of this 3434-nucleotide messenger RNA. It is a transcript of the gene slc22a31, whose product is annotated as solute carrier family 22 member 31. Gene Ontology annotation, cellular component: membrane. The transcript has 9 exons. Gene Ontology annotation, biological process: transmembrane transport. The record is from RefSeq and is a predicted model, not a curated record. Gene Ontology annotation, molecular function: transmembrane transporter activity. Lineage: Eukaryota; Metazoa; Chordata; Actinopteri; Cichliformes; Cichlidae. Bases 78 to 1916 code for a protein of 612 amino acids.